AGAAAAAAAGAUUCUAAGUGAUAAGUGAAGUUAGUGAGGCUGGUCCAAUCUUUAAUUGGUAAAUCUAGCAACUGCAUAUAGAUUGCUUCUUAUUUAAGAGCUCGUCAAUAAGUAAAGUAUUAAUUUCCUAAAAGGAUUUACACAGAUAAAAUUAAAACGGUUUUAUUUUCUUCAAAGCAUUAGACUAUUGGAAAAAAUGAAGGAAUCUAGGAAUGCUGUUGCUUCAGCUCAUUGAGUCACUGACACUUUCACAUUCCUAAAAUAGGUAGUGUAAAAUUUUAUUGUUCUGGGCCAGCCUGGGCAAAAUUCUUUAUGAAAUAGACUGUGAACAAUGUGGAGUAAUAAUCUCAUUCUUUAAGGGAUUUUUGAGUAGAGUUCAGAGCUUCUCUGUAGCAUCUUUGGAAAAUUGCCGCUAUGUCAUUUUAACACCAAGAAUGGAACUAAAGGAGGGAGUUAAGGCAAGAAUGGUUAGCAUUCUCUGAACCCCCGUUUUAGAUUUUUGGCUUUAGGAAACAAGGCUAGAAUAUUAAAAUUACCGUCUGAGUUGGAUGUAGAAAUUGAUUUAAAUCCUUCAGUAGCCAUGUAAUCUAGCACAUUGUCAUGUCUCACAAGCAUAUAAACUAGGAUUUCUAUUUAUAGCCAUGUAUUAGUUUUUAAAGAUGCUUAUUUGUAGAAAUUAGUUUAUGUUUAGUAAAAGUAUCAGCUAAUUUUUCCUGCAACAGGCUUGUCAUUAAAAACAAUGUAGUGUUUUCAAGGACCUUGAGCCCUCCUCCCUUUUUUACAUUUGGAUUUUUUUUAUUGUGGUAAAACAACACAUAACAUAAACCUUACCAUCUUAACCAUUUUUAAGUGUACAAUUCAGUAGUGUUGAGUAUUUCACAUUGUUGUGAAACGGAUCUCCAGAACUUUUUUGUCUUGUAAGUCUGAACUUGAGCCCCUUUUAUGGUGUGAAUCAGCAUCAAUAUGUGGUAGAGAAACUCUUAAAAAUCAGGCUUUCCCUGAGUCACAGCGCUACAUAUUUAUUCACUGUAGUGUUUGUUAUAAAACAAAUAUCUUUUAGUUAAACCCAAAGGAAAAAGUAUCAUUGCCAUGGUAAGAAUGAUGAGAGAGUACAGGUAUUUGGAAGGACCAGUGGUGCCUUUGCUGGGCUCUUAGUGGGCACAUUUUCUAGCUUGGCAUUGAUUGUUUCCUUCCUUCUGCCCAUUGACCCAGUUGUCUUCUGUAUAAGAAGGUUUUCCCAAAUAAAUACCUAUGCAGAGCUCUAUAGGUUUCUGUGUAUAUCUUGUCAUUCUCCCUGCUUUGGAGCAAGCUCUGGCCAUUCUGCCUCCUAAAGAAUGUUGACUUUUCUCAGAAAAACCUAGAUUCUAUAGUUUAAAGCAUAAAACUUUUAUCAUUGCAUCAUUCAACAUUAAUUCUUUACUCCUCAUAAUGCUGCAUUUUUUAGUUUCAAUUGCUCACAUCUCACCUCCAAAUGUGGUGCAGAAAUGCUUGGGAAAUAACUUGAUACAAAUAUCUGCAUUAGUGACUGUAUACCUGUGCUUCUAUCAUGUGUCCAGUGUUUAAGAAUUAGAUUUCCCAAAACCAAAGUUUAAUUUAUUUUGUUCCUCCUACCCUGGUAUCAUGGUUCUUUGUGUCUCCUCCAUUUGAUUGCUUUUCCCAAUUUCUAUUUUUAGAAGUAAGUUCCUCAAGUCAGUUCACCAAACAGACUAACAAUAGAGACUCAUGCCAUUGUUGAUUAAUAGAUUAAAAUGAGUGUAGGAAGUAGCUGAGUGGUUUAUACACACCUUAUUAUUUCAUGCAAAUGAAAGCUUGUAGUUAAACCCCAACUUGAGCAUUUCAUAGAUCUUUUGUUUUUCCCUCAGACUAUGAUUUAUGAGUUAGAAUUUCAAGAAAAUAGAAUUAGAAUUGAAAGCAAAACAAAUCAGUUUUAGUUUUUAAAGCACCUGGUAUGAACUGAAUAACAUGUAAAUCCUCCAGAAUCCUGCUUUCAUUCUUCUGCUCCAUAAUCUAAAGACAGGACAAUUCUUACUGAAUAGGAUAAAGCCGACCCCACUUUCAACAUUGUUCCUGGGGUCCCUGCCCAGCUGGAUGGUUCUCUUGAUGGUGCUCGCCUAUUUCCUAGGACCUUGACUAUUUCCCCUUUCUGCCCUGCCUCCUUAGUUUUGAGGAUCCAUUUUUAGAUAAAUUUUCUUAGCUAAAAUGAAAAGAAUCAUAAUGAAGGAAGGUUUAAUUUUAUAUUCUUAAGAAAAGAGGAAAAAUAUUGAAACUGUUACAAGUGCAAUUUAACAAGAUUUCUAAGACUCACUCAUUUCAGGCCAUAUUCAAGACUACAGAAUUUCAGCAUAAGGAAAUAAUUAACUUGGAGUUUAUUUUUAUAGGAUUUUGGAUCUGUGAUAAAGGUCAGUUUUCAUGUUUGUACCCACUUAAUAACAUGAAUUGUGCUUAUGUAUUUAUAGACAUAUGUUUAGGUAAAAGGAAAUUUUAGAUCCAUUCUAACUCUAAAUCUUUUUCACCAAAUGGCCUUAUGUUUUCUAGUUUGGAGCUUAUUUAAAGUGUAAUUUUCUCUUGUGUACAUCAGGAGAGAAAGGUGGGAGAGAAUAUUGGAUACAAAGUGUAAUAGGGUGGGGAAAGACUAUUAUGUCAUCGGUAUCUCUUGUGGACUAUGAUGAUGAUGUUAUCUGUGUACUUGUAUCUAUUGUUCUCAUCUAUGCCUUUGUUUUUUUAGAUAUGCUUUUUAUACGCAUCAAAUUAUAUACUUAAAUUGUGUGGAUCUUUACAAGUAUUUAUAUAAAUAGCAAUAUUGAACAACAUUUACUUGAGUGCUGGACAAGUUUUUUUUUUAUUGUUAGGGAUGCCUCUACUCUGGAGGAGAGGACUUACCAUUGAGACCUUGGUAAUCCAUUUCAGAAUGUGCAAGCUCAGGAGAGGAUUCUGGAGUUUUUAAAGGAGUGAAUAGAGCCAUUAGUUAAUUGUUUCCUCUUUGAUGUUCCUUUAAUAAAACUUCUAAUGCAUGCUGUGGAUAAUUACUUGAUGGCUUGUGUAUCUGUUACUGCCUGGUGGCAUGAGCCUUGUAGAGGCCCUUGCAUGACUGGUGUGUGCUAGAUACAGUAUAAACUUGCCUUAGUCUCACUAUUAUCCACUGGUAUACUGGAUAUUCUGCUCAAUAGAAUUAGGUUAAGGUAAGCUAAAUAACCAGUUAUACUACAUUGUGUUGUCAAUAGCUGCCAUGCAUGUGUCGCAAAUUAAAAAAAUAAAAGCCUCUUGCUUUAACAAAGAUGUAAUCAUUCUAAAAAAUAAAAACAAAACAAAACCCAAACCCUUAUCCAUUAACUAAGUGAAUAUAAAACAUGUUAUACAUUCUAAGUUUUCUAUUAAAAUCUCAUCAACAUUGUGUUCCAAAGUGUUUGCCUAGGAAUGGGAACUCUCCAAAGUGAACUUUUCCAAGGGCACAUCUUCAGCCGCUGACUGUAGAACCCUUAAAAAGCAGGCAUUCCUUUUGAUUUUAUACUGUGUUUGACCAUCAAUAUGUACAGCAAAUAAAAAUGUAUUCCAUUUGUGCCUCUAAAAUAGACUCUGUUUCCCUAAACAGAAGAAUAGAUUGGGAUGAUUUAGGCAUAACCAUUGCUGUUAUUAAAAGGUUCAGGAGAUGGAAGUGUAGAUGUGAAAAAUGUCGUACCUUUCUCAGUGGAAACAAAGCUAUAGAUAUGGCAAAUUAUGAAAUUCUAAUGGUAAUAAAUACUUAGUUUACUCUGGUAAGAAUUAGAGCUUCACCUGGGCAUUCAAAUGAAAUCAGGAAGAAUUUUUGAGACUCUUUUCAGAUAUUGCAGAGAAGGUCAUUUUAAUACUCAAGACUACGAGAGUAGCUUAUAGUUUGAGGUAAAAAAAGGGACAUGGUGUUAUUAGUUUUUAUGCUAUUUGGUGGUAGACUGUUGAAGCCUUUAGCUUCUAUAGUAAUAGAUGUUCUUUAAAUGCAAACUCAUCUUUCCUGAGAAAUGGACCUUUACACAUCCUUGGCAGCAGAACCACUUUGUUAACUAAUUGUACAGUAGUCCCUUCUGGAGGUAGGUAAAGGGUUAAUAGAAUACUUUUCCUCAGAAAAACAGAGGCCCCCCAGGAAACUAAUACCCACCUGGAAGUCUGGGCCUGAGUCAACAUGCUAUGUUGGUUGGGACUUCCUCUGCAAGUUCCUGAUGUUGAUCUUUUUGUUGUUGUUGUUUGUUUUCCUUUGUUUUCUUUUUUGGUCUCUUAGUUGUUCCUCUUCUUUCCCCCCAAGUUUUCCUUCAUUGAAAAACUCUUUACUUCCACAAGUCUCGCCAUUGUUUUUGUUCAGUUAUGCACAAGGAUAUUCAUUGUUCAUGAUGGGAGUCCUUCUAAAAGCCUCUCUGACUUCACUUUGAGAACUGUGCUGGUGAAACUGAGCUAUUGAGGAGUUUUUUCCCCUGACAAUAAAAAUGUUUGCUCUCAAGCCUAUAAGUUGGAAGCAGUGGCUCCUGCUGGGCUGGAAUCCUUGGAAUCAGGAUGUCAUUGGGCUGAUGGUAGGUGGGCUGUGUCACAGGGCUGAUGGCUUGUAUACCUACAGGAGGAGUUCUCUGGCCACACCGUUGGUACAGCAGCUCCUUCCAGGCUCAUUCAUGGAACAGGCAUGGCGGCAGUCUUGGAGAAGAGUGCCAGCCCCGGUCAGAGAAAAUGUCAAAGAAAUUUUUGGACAGACUAUUAUUCAUCAUCAUAUCCCUUUUAACUGGGACUGUGAAUUUAUCCGACUGCAUUUUGGGCAUAAUCGGAAGAAGCAUCUUAACUACACAGAGUUCACACAGUUUCUCCAGGAGCUACAGUUGGAACAUGCAAGACAAGCCUUUGCACUGAAAGACAAAAACAAAAGUGGCCUGAUUUCUGGUCUGGAUUUCAGUGACAUCAUGGUUACCAUUAGGUCUCACAUGCUUACUCCCUUUGUGGAGGAGAACUUAGUUUCAGCAGCUGGAGGAAGCAUCUCACACCAGGUUAGCUUCUCCUACUUCAAUGCAUUUAACUCCUUACUGAAUAACAUGGAGCUUGUUCGUAAGAUAUAUAGCACUCUAGCUGGCACGAGGAAAGAUGUUGAAGUCACAAAGGAGGAAUUUGCCCAGAGUGCCAUACGCUAUGGACAAGUCACCCCACUAGAAAUUGAUAUCCUAUACCAGCUUUCAGACUUAUAUAAUGCUACAGGACGCUUGACUUUGGCAGAUAUUGAGAGAAUAGCCCCGUUGGCUGAGGGGGCCUUACCUUACAACCUGGCAGAACUUCAGAGACAGCAAUCUUUCGGUUUAGGCAGGACUGUCUGGCUCCAGGUUGCCGAGUCCGCUUACAGAUUCACUCUGGGCUCAAUUGCUGGAGCUGUGGGAGCUACUGCAGUAUAUCCUAUAGAUCUGGUGAAGACCCGCAUGCAAAACCAACGUGGCACUGGCUCUGUUGUGGGGGAGCUGAUGUACAAAAACAGCUUUGACUGCUUUAAGAAAGUCUUGCGUUAUGAGGGCUUCUUUGGACUCUACCGGGGUCUGAUACCACAGCUUAUAGGGGUUGCUCCAGAAAAGGCCAUUAAACUGACUGUUAAUGAUUUUGUCCGGGACAAAUUUACCAGAAGAGAUGGCUCCAUUCCACUUUUAGCAGAAAUUCUUGCUGGAGGUUGUGCUGGCGGCUCUCAGGUCAUCUUUACUAACCCCCUGGAGAUAGUCAAGAUUCGUCUGCAGGUAGCUGGAGAGAUCACCACAGGACCCAGGGUCAGUGCCCUGAACGUGCUCCGGGACCUGGGCCUUUUCGGUCUGUAUAAGGGUGCCAAAGCGUGUUUCCUCCGAGACAUUCCCUUCUCUGCAAUCUAUUUUCCUGUUUAUGCUCAUUGCAAACUACUUCUGGCUGAUGAAAACGGACACGUGGGAGGUUUAAAUCUCCUUGCAGCUGGAGCCAUGGCAGGUGUGCCUGCCGCUUCUCUGGUGACUCCUGCUGAUGUCAUCAAGACAAGACUGCAAGUGGCCGCCCGCGCCGGCCAGACGACAUACAGCGGUGUCAUCGACUGUUUCUGGAAGAUACUCCGGGAAGAGGGGCCCUCAGCGUUUUGGAAAGGGGCUGCAGCUCGAGUGUUUCGAUCCUCUCCCCAGUUUGGCGUUACCUUGGUCACCUAUGAACUUCUCCAGCGGUGGUUUUACAUUGAUUUUGGAGGCCUCAAACCCUCUGGCUCAGAACCAACACCUAAGUCACGCAUUGCAGACCUUCCUCCUGCCAAUCCUGAUCACAUCGGUGGAUACAGACUCGCCACAGCCACUUUUGCUGGCAUUGAAAACAAGUUUGGCCUUUAUCUCCCCAAAUUUAAAUCUCCUGGUGUUGCUGUGGUUCAGCCAAAGGCAGCAGCAGCAGCUCAGUGAUGAGAAGACCGUUGAGUGUGGCAAAAUGGCUCCCUGAGGAGAGAGGCCUAGGAGAGCAGACCUGUAAUGUAUCCAGUCAGCUGCAUGGUGCUGACUGAGCUGCAGAGUCAAACUAUUCUUUCUCUAUGACAUAUACAUAUAUUUGUUUAUAAAGUAAUCAUUUGCCCGGGGGGAAAAAAAACAACGCAGUUUCAAGCUUUAGUCUUAUGUGUUGAAAUGUUUUCUAAGCCUUGGCAUGAAUUAGUGUUCUAGACUGCUUUGCACAGCUUGCACUUACAGUGACUGUACAUAUUGUACAUCUUUGUACAGAGACAUCUUGGCACCUCAUCCCAAAAAAUCACAUUUAUAGAAUGUAAUGCAGUUCUGAGUGGCUUGAAAUGUACAGAAUGUGUUGAAAGUGUUUUAUUAAGAAUCACACGAAAAUAAAUGUAUUAAAAUUAAAUCCAUUCUUUUAUUGGUGACUUAUGGAAAUAAAGCAUCAAUAUUGUAUGUAUUUAAUUGCUAGCUUGUUUUCCAUUCUGGAAUGAAAAGGUAUUUGCUGAUAAGAGGCAUAACGAGACCAAGUGCUGACACCAUCGAGUAAGAGAUCCUCUGGAAAAGACGCAUGCCCGUGGAUGCCGGGGCACCCGGCUCGUGACUCGCGUGUGCUGAUGUGUUUCCAUUUGUAUUAUUUAAGUGUGUGUAGAUCUUCCUCUAUUCGUCAAUCAAACAGCAUUUCCUAGACAGCUCCUCUCCUGUCAGUGUGCUUAUGGAAACAGGGACGUCUCCAGCAUUACUGGCUUACUUUUGUCUUCUUCUGACACAGCAAGGCAAGGGCCUAGCUUUCAAGAGUAAAGGAUACUUUGGCAAUUUUCCUUCAUACGGAUAUAAUUCCAAUCAAAAAUAAAAUGCACACCAAAAUGUA
Molecule: messenger RNA, 7296 nt
Organism: Diceros bicornis minor
Lineage: Eukaryota; Metazoa; Chordata; Mammalia; Perissodactyla; Rhinocerotidae
Gene: SLC25A12
Product: solute carrier family 25 member 12
Exons: 15
Coding region: 4452-6392 (646 amino acids)
Biological process (GO): L-glutamate transmembrane transport; aspartate transmembrane transport; malate-aspartate shuttle
Molecular function (GO): L-glutamate transmembrane transporter activity; L-aspartate transmembrane transporter activity; calcium ion binding
Source: RefSeq, a predicted model, not a curated record